Messenger RNA from Cordyceps militaris CM01, 780 nucleotides. Its product is annotated as protein kinase activator (Mob2), putative. Gene Ontology annotation, biological process: signal transduction; positive regulation of protein phosphorylation; cell division. Gene Ontology annotation, cellular component: nucleus; cytoplasm. The record is from RefSeq and is a predicted model, not a curated record. Lineage: Eukaryota; Fungi; Ascomycota; Sordariomycetes; Hypocreales; Cordycipitaceae. The coding region runs from base 1 to 780 and encodes 259 amino acids. The transcript has 3 exons. Gene Ontology annotation, molecular function: protein kinase activator activity.
AUGGCUUCAAACGACGUCGAAGGUCGCCCAUUAUGGCUGCACCGUGAAUGUGCAAAGUUAAUAACGAAAGGAAAUCUUCUGACCCUCACUGUCCCGCCAAAGUGUGUUGACAAGGGCGAGUGGGUUGCCCAUCAAGUCGUUGAGCAAUAUCGGCUACUCUCGGCAUUCGUUCGUGUUGUCAGUGAGCUGGACUCGGACAGUACCUCAAUCUGCAACGCCGAGAGAUGCCCUACUAUGUCGGCUGGAGAGCAUUGCUACACUUGGAUCGACGAAGAUGAGCAACCGGUCAGACUCCUCGCGCACCAAUAUAUUACAGUCAUCCGGGACUGGAUUUCGAGGAAGCUGGACGACGAACUAUUAUUUCCUACCGACCCUCUCGGGGCGACAGCCAAUCUUUAUCCGCAUCACGCGUGCCAGACAGAUCUUUCUGGUAAUUCUGAUGAAAAUUGGUUGGGUUGUCGGAGCGGAUUCCCUCAGAAUUUUGCCGCGGCCUGCCGUCUCAUAUGCCGGCAAAUGUUCCGCAUAUACGCUCACCUUUACUGGAAUCAUUUCGAAGAUUUCUACCACCUGAGCCUUGAAAAGUCCUUGAAUAGCUGUUUCGGCUCAUUUUUGAUGGUGACAGUAACACACGACAUGCUACAGAGUGGUGAUGUUCAGCCCAUGCGCGACCUGAUUAGUCUAUGGGCAGCGAACGGGACCUUCCCAGCGGAUUCCAAGCUAGGCGGACUUGCUGAUCUAGACCGUGGCAAAUAUUUUUCUGGCGAGGCAACUCCAUGUUAA